Molecule: messenger RNA, 1865 nt
Organism: Paramecium pentaurelia
Lineage: Eukaryota; Ciliophora; Oligohymenophorea; Peniculida; Parameciidae
Source: the annotation of a GenBank genome assembly
AUGGAAAAUCGUUUAGAAAAAAAUGUUAACAAAUUAAUUGAACGCUACAAAAAAACCAGUCAAUAACUUGACUAAAUGAUUCAACCAGAACAAAUAAUAUCUCAACCUAUUACAUUUUAUUAAACAAGAUCUCGACAAAGUAGAACUAAUUUCAAUGAUGAGUAAAACUUUAGUCAUUACAAAAUAGAGAAAGUUCAUCAAGGGAAAAAAAGAAUCAUUCUAUUGAGCAGAUGAGUCGAUUAAGAGAGACUUUAAAUGCUAAAGAAUUGCAAGAAAAAGAAAAAUAAGAAAGAUUGAGAAUUUUGAAUAAAGAAUUAAAAGUAGUGAUUUUUUAUAUAAUUUAGAUGACUUUAAAGGAUUAUAUGUAAGUAAAUAAAGAUUUAGAAGUUAAAAUUAAUUAAAGAGAAAAGCAUAUCAAAUAAUUAGAAUUUGAAUUAAAAUCUAUUUAAGAUUCUUUUACUAAAGUUGAAAAUAAUGUUAGAGAGAAUAGAUAAAAGUGUGAAGGUUAAGAGAAAAUAAUUGAAGAAUUAUAAUAAUAAUAUCAUGUUUCACAUCAAAAAUUAUUAUUGAAAAAAGAUAAAAUAUUAUUGUUAAAAGAAUAACUAAAAUAACAAGAAAUAUAAUUUGAUGAAUAAGGCUAAAAUUUUGGGAAAGAAUUAGAACGAGUAUAAAGUCUAUGCGAAGAUUUUUCAUCUGAAAUGUAUUAUCAUUUAAUUAAUAGUUAUUAGUAAAAAUUAAGAAGCAUAAAAUAGAGAAUUAGAAGAGGAAAAAAUGUAAUUGUUAGAAGAAAAAUAAUAAAAAGAAGCUUAAAUUAGAUACUUUGAUCAAUUAAUAUAAGAUUUUCGUUUUAGAGAUGAAGAUAAUUAAAAAUAAAUUAACUAUUUAAAUAAAGAAUUACAAUAUCAAAAGGCAUAAACAUAGUAAUAUAUAAUAAAAUUUGAAGAAUGCUAAGAAAAAUUACAAUAAGUUUCUGAAAGCACACAAGCAAAACUUUUAAACCUUGAGCAAGAAUCAAAAAAGUAUUAAGACUAAUUUUAAGAGAUAAUAAAUAAAAAAAAACAAAAAGCUAAUCAAUAAAAAUUAAAAAUUGAUUAGUUCUAAUAGAUAAUCUAAGAAUUAUAAAGGAAAAUAGAUAACGAUGAAAAAAAUAUAUAGAUUCAAGAAUAUGAUUUUUAAAAAUUAUAAUAAAUUAGUAAUGAAUAGAAAUACAUGAAUGAUUAAUAAGCACAAAAAUUAUUGAAUAACGAAGAAAAAAUUUAAUAAUCACUCUUAGAAAUAUAAGAUUAGAAACAGAUAAAUUCAAAUUUACUGAGCUAAAUUAAAUAAAUGGAAUAAAGAUCAUAUUAAGAUUAAAGAAUAAUUGAAUAAGUAUGUUAUACAUAUAAACAAUAGCUUAAAGAUGAUAAUCAAAACUUAUCAGAUUCACUUAUUUAAGUGCAAAAUUACAAUAGAAAUCUAGAAUAAGAACAUCUAGAUCGUAAAUUAUAGCAUGAAAAAUAAAUGGAUGAAGUUGAAAAAAAAAUUGAUAAUUUAGUUGAAUCAGUUUAGAAUGCUAAAGAAGAAUUAAAAGAAUAAAAAUAAAGGGAGAAUGAUCUUAAGUAAAAAUUAAAGUAGUCAGAACUAGAAACUGAAAAGCAUUAGAAAAAGUCUCAGAAAUAUAAAUAAUAAUUAUAAAAUCUUAUACAUACAAUAAAGAAUGUAAGAAAUAUUCAUAUAUUUAGUUGGAAGAUAAAUUUAAAUAGUAUGAUUGUUAGACUUAAUAAAUUUAAUUUUAAUCGUAAAAAUAGGGAGAAUUGCAUAAUUAAUAAAAAAUUAAAGUUUUAGAAGAUAUUUAAUCAUUAAUAAAAUUACAUAGAAAAAUAUGA